UAAUAAAUAUACAGAUCAUCUAACGCUCCGGUGUGUGCUGCGCGUUUCACCAGGGCCGCGCUGGAUGAUGGGAGGAGAGUGAUGAUGAUGGUGAUGAUGAUGAUGAUGGUGAUGACGCCCCGCUGAUACACAGACUGCUGCUGGUGGAUGUGAGGAUUAUCCAGGAGGAGGAGGAGGCAGCAUCAUCCGGAGAGGAGGAGGAGGCUGCUGAAUACAUCCGAAAUAAGGAGCAGAAACAGGAGCUGCUGCUGGAUGAUUUUCUUAUUUUUCUGCUCAUUGAGGACACCUGGACGCACACAGGCCGGAGUGAGGGGCCUUCAGGACAUGUGUAUCCAACAGAACUGACCGAGGAGCCCGGUUUGUUAUGCAAUCAGCCUUAUUUCAGUCCUUAAAGCGCGCACUGUUUGUGUUCCAGGGUUGGCGGGGGGGUCGUAGGGCUGCUGGGAGCGCGUGUGGAGCGGUAUAGUUGGACCUUACUGGACGCGUGGUUGGAUCUGCAGGACUGAAGAUGUCGGGACAGACCCUGACGGACCGCAUCGCGGCGGCUCAGUACAGCCUGACGGGAUCCGAGGUGUCCCGGGCCGUGUGUAAGGCCACCACACACGAACAGACCGCCCCCAAGAAGAAACACCUGGAGUACCUGAUCCAGGCCACCCAGGACACCAACGUGAACAUCCCCCAGAUGGCUGACACGCUGCUGGAGAGGGUGGGCAACGCCAGCUGGGUGGUGGUUUUCAAAGCGCUGAUCACCACACACCACCUGAUGGUGCAAGGCAACGAGAGAUUCCUCCAGUUCCUGGCAUCUAGGAACACCCUGUUUAACCUCAGCAACUUCCUGGACAAAACUGGCUCUCAUGGCUACGACAUGUCCACAUUUAUCAGACGCUACAGCCGAUAUCUCAACGAGAAGGCCUUCGCCUACAGACAGAUGUCUUUCGACUUUAACCGAGUCAAAAAAGGAGCUGAAGGAGCUAUGAGGACCAUGUCAGUGGAGAAGCUGUUGAAAGGAAUGCCCACCCUGCAGAGCCAGAUUGAUGCRCUGCUGGAUUUUGAUGUUCAUCAAAAGGACCUGAACAAUGGGGUGAUAAACGCCUGCUUUCUCCUGCUCUUCAAGGAUCUGAUCAAGCUGUAUGCCUGCUACAAUGAUGGCAUCAUCAAUCUUCUAGAAAAGUUUUUCCAGAUGAAGAGGAGCCAGUGUAAAGAUGGGCUCGAGAUCUACAAGAGAUUCCUGACGAGAAUGACUCGAGUUUCUGAAUUCUUUAAAAUUGCUGAGCAAGUGGGGAUAGAUAAAAAUGACAUUCCUGAGCUUACACAGGCCCCAGAAAGUCUUCUGGAGUCUUUGGAGACGCACCUCAACACUCUGGAGGGGAAAAAGCCAGAAGACAAGUCGCCCACUAAGCAGGAAGCCACAGCCAACAACAGCACUCCGGCUGCUGCCGCAGCUCCAGCCAAGCCUGCGCCUCCCGCUGCAGCCGGCGGCCCACCAGCUCGGCCCGGGCCGCCGGCCAAACCCCCUCCACCCUCUGUCGCUCCAACCGCCCCCGCCCGUGCCAGCACCACCGUAACCACUCCCGCCGCUACCAGCAAUGCUCUCGAUGACGGCUUCCUGUUGGAUCUGGACCCCAUGUCGUCCUCUUCGGCAGGGCGUACUGCAACAGCCUCCUCCACCACUGGAUGGGGAGAUCUUUUAGCAGGGGCUGCUCCAGCUGCUGCUGCUGGAGCCUCUGAAUCCAUCAAGGCGGAUGGAGAGUCUGCUUCUGCUGCUGCUACCGCUGCGCCUGCACCCGCCCCCGCUGCUGCAGCUGCACCAGCACCCACCUCGCUGCCCAUCUCUGCUCCUAUCGCCACCGCAGCCACAGACAUCGACCUUUUCGGAGAUGCGUUUGCACCCUCCCCAGGAGACGGUCCUGCUGCCGCGGCUGCGGGUCCCGCUGCUGAUGCGUUUGGUGGAUCUGACCCCUUCGCUACGACUGAGGGAAGUGCAGACAUUGCUCCAGAGCUGGACCUGUUCGCAAUGAGGCCUGCCAAGACAGAGGCCAAUACCACCAUCACUCCUUCCACCUCUAGCGAAGCGCCGACCACCAUCGCUUCCAUCGCUGCUCCUGCUGCCCCUGCCCCUCCUUCCACCACUACUACUACCACAACCACCACCGACGCCACCACCAUAGAGUCUGCAGCUGCCCCGACUCUAGAUAUCUUUGGUGAUAUGUUUGAUUCUAUGCCUGAGCAAAGCCCCACCACAGAAUCCAAAGCUGCUACCACUCCUAGCGUAGACCUUUUUGGUUCAGACCUUCCUGCUGUUUCACGCGGGCCCUCUCCGUUGCCCGAGCCGACUCCAGUUGGAGACAUUGUGACGGAUACRUUUUCAUCUCCAGCUCCCACUACAGCUCCUGCUCCAACUUCUCCUCCAGUACUAGAGGCCUCGUCUCCACCGGAGCCAGAACCAGUACCRGAGCCAGUCAUUGAUCUGUUAGACACCUUCAGUGGUCCUGUGGAGGCGACACAGAGCUCUGCUCCUGGAGGACCAGGAGGCGACCUGCUGGGAGGCCUGAUCUCCCCCACUCUUGCUCCCGCCGCCCCGACCCUGGCUCCGGUGCAGAAUAACCUCCUGGGGACAGGUUUUGACGUUUUGGGUUCACUUUCGUCCUCAACACCACCGGUCUCUGUGGUUGUUCCUGGAGCGCCAGCUUCAGCACCAGGAACAGAACCUGCAUCCUCCACACCAGCGCCCUCUGGUGGCUUUGAUGCCUCUAUGUUUGAUGGAUUAGGUGACCUGCUGAUGCCCGCUGUAACGCCUCAGAGCACCGGGGGCAGCACAGCUGGGAGCACAGCUGGCAGCAUGGGGACUCCGGUCGCAGCCGGAGGAGUACCCCUCAUCCCCCCUGCCGCCCCGCCCCCCACCAAAACCAUCGGAGGAGAUCUGGACUCGUCACUGGCCAAUCUCGUYGGAGACCUUGGAAUGAAGAAAAAGGACCCAAUGAGUGAGAAGAAAUUGACAGGAGGAGCCAACUGGACUCCACAGGUGGCCCCAACAAGCUGGGGAACCCCCGGAGCCCCCAUGGCUGCUGCAGCCCCAGGAGCUCCAGGAGCAGCUCCACCUGGUGCAGCUAUGGUUCCACCAAUGGGAGCACAGCCUGGUUUUGGCAUGCCUCCUGCAGGAGGACCUGGAGCACCAAUCAUCCCACCCAUGAUGGGGCAGCCUCUGAUGGGGCAGCCCAUGAUGAGGCCUCCCUUCAUUGGGGUGGCUGGAGCUACACCAGGAGCUGCUGCACCUGGAGCACCGAUUUCUCCUGGACCUGCAGGUCAAAGCCCCAAGAAGCCCAAGGACCCUCUGGCAGAACUGAACCUCAAGGACUUCUUAUAAUGRUCCAGCAGUGUACCUCUUUGGAUCCGAAGCCUCUCAACUUCUUUGCCUGGUGUCUGUCAACAUCUCAGGAUGCCAGCGACGACGUUCAGAUAGUUUAUUUGGUUUUCAUCUCCGCCCGUCCACACAUCCCCACCCCUCCCUCCUGUGUGAUGUUGUAGCACAAACUGUGAAAGUGAACCAUAGUGGAUAAUAAACAAAUAUAUGAGAGAGAGAAAAAUACCCAUGCCUGUGCUUAUGUCGAUGUACUAAUCCUUUUCUUUUGUCUAAACAAAAUCACACAAAACUCUGAAAAAAAAAAAACUUAAUAAAUAAAUCCAAAAAUGGGAGCGAACGGGACAAAAUAUGUGUUUAGAUUAAUUUACUUUGCUGAGUUGAAUGAUUGAUGUGCUUUGGUGUCCUAAGCUUUGCCCACAACCCCUCAUCAUUGUCUCCGCCUCCUUCUGAUGGGGGAGGGGCUCUUCUUUGUCCUGAUUAGAGAGCGGUUAAAAACAGUAGAUUUAUUUGGAGACUUUGCGUGGUGUUUACAGAAGAGUCCUCUUUAAUGUACAUAGAUUUCUCUGGUGAGGAUUUGAUGUCUUUAUUCUGUACGUCUGUUGAAGAGAAAUAUAAAUGUGAUUCAGACAUGAAACUGUAAGAA
Messenger RNA from Austrofundulus limnaeus, 4004 nucleotides. RefSeq names its product synaptosome associated protein 91a (gene snap91a). Lineage: Eukaryota; Metazoa; Chordata; Actinopteri; Cyprinodontiformes; Rivulidae. The coding region runs from base 509 to 3364 and encodes 951 amino acids. Gene Ontology annotation, biological process: clathrin-dependent endocytosis; synaptic vesicle budding from presynaptic endocytic zone membrane; clathrin coat assembly. Gene Ontology annotation, molecular function: phosphatidylinositol-4,5-bisphosphate binding; SNARE binding; clathrin heavy chain binding. Gene Ontology annotation, cellular component: clathrin-coated vesicle; clathrin-coated pit; extrinsic component of presynaptic endocytic zone membrane. The transcript has 29 exons. The record is from RefSeq and is a predicted model, not a curated record.